CACCACUCCUCCCCUCACGACCUGCAUCCCAAACCCUAACCCCUCUUCCCUCUCCCCCCAUUGGACUGUCGCCGCCACCGCACCCUACGACGGCCGCCGCGACCUCCCCUCCCCUCCCACCUCAAGGCGCUCCUCCCGCCGUUCACGCCCGCGCGCCUGCUCCUCAUCGCCUCGCUCAUCGCCUUCCCCAUCGACCACCCACUCCGUGACCACCUCAUCGCCACCGCCGCCUCCGUCCUCGCCUCCGCGUUCUCCGCGCAGGUCUCCGACCACUGACAAGAUGCAGCCAUACCUCUCCAUCUCUCCCAUGUUGCCAGAUCGAGCCGACGAGGUCCGUCCACGGCCAGAUCCGCCACGGCCACCGAGGGCCUUCCAGAUCCGCGCCGUCGUUGAGCUGGAUCCACGCCCUGCUAGGCACACCAUGGCCGACGUCCUCAAGGCGACCUCCAUGGACGACAUCGAUGACAAGGACGAGGAGGAAGACGACCAUGACAUGCGUGACCCCACCCCCGAGCCCGACGAGCUUGACGAGGAGAUGUCAAGUCCAACCUCGAGCUCGACCAUGACGGCGUCGUCCAGCCCGACCAUGACGAUGCGCCACAGAAGGGUGCCCAGAAUUUGAAAAGGAUGAAGCGCAGCAGCAAAAUCGGAAAAGAAAUCAUUGCUGCGUAGGUGCUAUGGUCCCUGUGAACAUGUAUUGCCCGAAAAUAUAUCUGUUGCAGACUUUUUUUUUUGAAACCACAAACUUGCCUAUAAUUUGCUAAUAUGUGCUAGUGUAGCUGUACUGAUGCAAAUACUACUUGUGUACUUAUGGAGUAGUAAAUAGCCUUUCAUGUCAUUCUCCAAGUCUGCACAUAGCAUUGUUAUUUUAGGAGCAGAUUUCUCAUCCUUAUUUGGAUAAGAAACCUGAACUUGCUUAAUAGCCAAUUUAGUUGUGUAUUACCAGUUCAAGUUGUUUAGUAUACUAGGAAAUUGCCCGUGCGUUGCAACGGGAACAUAAGUAUUCUAGUGGUUCAACAUUAAUUGCAUGAAAUAUGUAUCUUUGAUA
Triticum aestivum (bread wheat) is the source of this 1048-nucleotide messenger RNA. RefSeq lists its product as uncharacterized. Lineage: Eukaryota; Viridiplantae; Streptophyta; Magnoliopsida; Poales; Poaceae. The coding region runs from base 281 to 622 and encodes 113 amino acids. The transcript is spliced from 3 exons. The record is from RefSeq and is a predicted model, not a curated record.